AUGGCAGAUAACACCACGACUCUGUGGAAAACAACUGUUAUUGUCAGUAGUUCUCUUCAGAAUGAUGAAAUUUCAGUGCUGCUUUUAGCACAACAACAUCUACUUCGUUAUUCAGACAGUAUUGAAGCCGGUACGCUCGUCUUUCCGCUCUCAGGUGUGGCGUUCUUGUUGAUUACCCCAGAGGAGUUUCCUGAAAAGACUGAGUGUGAAGAAUUCUUUCAAAGGAUUGAAAAGUUCAUCCAGGUCCACAGAAACAGCUUUCUUUUGCUCCAGGUAUCAGCAUAUGGUGCAAGAGAAUUGGAGAUUGUGUCUACAGUGCAGAACAGAUUCUUUGGCGGUAAUCUCAAAGUCUUACCUGUCCAUAGUGAUGGGGAUGCAGUCAAGGGAAUGCUGAUCAUCGCUAAAGCCACUAGUAAACCACACGUGGAUAGUGUGCGGGAGCGGAUGCAUUUAGCUCGAGCUCACAUCAUCAAACGCAGCCUUGAAACUUUGUUAUAG
Neoarius graeffei (lesser salmon catfish) is the source of this 498-nucleotide messenger RNA. Its product is annotated as protein SPO16 homolog. The record is from RefSeq and is a predicted model, not a curated record. Gene Ontology annotation, cellular component: chromosome. NCBI's taxonomy places the organism in Eukaryota, Metazoa, Chordata, Actinopteri, Siluriformes, Ariidae. The transcript has 5 exons. Gene Ontology annotation, biological process: reciprocal meiotic recombination; synaptonemal complex assembly. The coding region runs from base 1 to 498 and encodes 165 amino acids.